AUGGACGUGAAACUGUCCGAAUCAAAAGGCAUACUAGGUGUGUUUAAGCCACAUCGAGACAAGGAAUAUUAUGCACAGUUGAAACAAGUUCAACCGGAUUUAAGUCGAAUGACCUAUAAUGAGCUGAAGGUGGCCACAAUGCGUGCUUUCACCACCAUCAACUCCCUCGAUGGUAAACUUGGUUCUAGCGAAUACCGUGAAGCGUAUCAAGAUUUGGUCGGUGCUGAAGGAUUCCGACGGACGCAAUCGAUACACCAGUGCACUCAAGGCAAUCCGAUAACCAUUUUAGAUCAAGAUAUGAACAGACUGCCGAAAAUUAACAACUCGAAAUGA
Molecule: messenger RNA, 333 nt
Organism: Echinostoma caproni
Lineage: Eukaryota; Metazoa; Platyhelminthes; Trematoda; Plagiorchiida; Echinostomatidae
Source: the annotation of a GenBank genome assembly